GCACCCCCUCAUCCCCUGCCCUGUUACAUUCGAGUUAAUUGCAAUUUGCACCCGAUAGUGCAUGCGAGAUUAUAUUAAUUAGAUGGGAUUCGAAAGCAUUUCGGCGAAGCUGGAUGAUCUUAUACAGAAGGCUGGUGGCUGCGCCGUCGUGGACGGCGGUUUCGCCACGCAGCUGGAGAUUCACGGGGCCGCCAUUAAUGACCCUUUGUGGAGUGCUCUUUGCUUGAUCAAAGAACCUCAUCUCAUCAAACAGGUUCACAUGGAAUAUUUAGAAGCUGGUGCAGAUAUAUUGGUAACCUCUUCGUAUCAGGCAACUCUUCCAGGAUUUAUAGCCAGGGGAAUUUCUGCUAAGGAAGCAGAGCUGCUGCUGGAAAAGAGUGUAAACCUCGCGGUCCAAGCUCGUAACAAAUUCUGGGAUACUGUGAAAGAUGCACCAGCUCGCAGUUAUUACCGGGCUUUGGUUGCAGCUUCUGUUGGGAGCUAUGGUGCUUAUCUAGCUGAUGGCUCGGAGUACAGUGGAAAUUACGGCCCUGAUGUGAAUUUGGAAAAGUUGAAGGAUUUCCAUAGGCGCAGGUUGCAAGUUCUGGUAAAUGCAGGUCCAGAUUUGAUUGCCUUUGAAACCAUCCCUAAUAAACUAGAAGCUCAGGCCUGUGUUGAGUUGCUUGAGGAAGAAAAUGUCAACAUUCCAUCAUGGAUUUGUUUCAGCUCUGUGGACGGAGUAAAUGCUCCUUCAGGAGAGAGCUUCCAGGAGUGUCUUGAGGUAUUAAACAAGAGUGACAAAGUGGCUGCAGUUGGGAUCAACUGUGCACCUCCACAUUUUGUUCAGAGUCUCAUUCAGACAUUCAAAAAGGUAACUGAUAAAGUCAUAAUUGUUUAUCCGAAUAGUGGUGAAAUAUGGGAUGGCAUUGCUAAGAAAUGGAUGCCUUCAAAAUGCUUUGAUGAUGACAACUUUCAAGCUUAUGCUGUGAGAUGGCGGGAUGCAGGAGCUAAACUGAUUGGUGGUUGCUGUCGAACCACACCCUCGACAAUCAGAUCCAUCUCCAAAGUGUUGAAAGAAAAACAUUAAUAUCAUAUUGUAACUCAACUUUCUCAAUUCUUUGGUUGUUUCAUGCUGGCAUUAACUUAAGAGAUUCAAUUUGAAGAAGGCUGUCCGCAAAAUUUUGUAGACUUUUUGUUUUAGAAAGGCAUUACUUGAUUAUUUUUGCUAUAUUUAUAAUUCAAGAAAGAAUAAAAAGAAUUGAUUCA
Molecule: messenger RNA, 1245 nt
Organism: Daucus carota subsp. sativus
Lineage: Eukaryota; Viridiplantae; Streptophyta; Magnoliopsida; Apiales; Apiaceae
Product: homocysteine S-methyltransferase 1-like
Exons: 7
Coding region: 83-1066 (327 amino acids)
Biological process (GO): S-methylmethionine cycle
Molecular function (GO): zinc ion binding; S-adenosylmethionine-homocysteine S-methyltransferase activity
Source: RefSeq, a predicted model, not a curated record